AUGAAAAAACAAUCGAUUACUGGUAAGGACUGUGAGUGUGUGGGAAAGGAAUAUGUUUGUGUUGGAUGUAGUCUAACAUAUGAGGAAGAGGAAAGAAGAAAGGAUGAAAAAGAAGAAGGAUCGGAGAUAUAUUUUAUUCUACCUAUUUACCCAUACUUUAAUAUGUCAGAAGUUAAACAUAACCUAAGCCAUAACUCCCCUGGCACUGAUACACCACAAGAUGACCCCAAACCUAUAGGCGUAUUCUGGGAUAUAGAGAAUUGUACUGUGCCUAGGGGGAAGUCAGCUCUAAAAGUGGUACAGAGGAUCCGAGAUUAUUUCUUUAUUGGUCACAGAGAGGUAGAGUUCAUGUGUGUUUGUGAUACUUCCAAAGAAAGCAGAGAUAUCUUACAAGAACUGAAUGAUGCACAGGUGACAGUCGUCCAUAUCAAUGCUACCAGCAAGAAUGCAGCUGAUGACAAGUUACGACAAAGUUUGAGAAGGUUCUCCAGUUCCUUCCCUCCUCCUGCUACUGUAGUACUGAUAUCAGGUGAUGUCAACUUUGCAUCUGAGUUAUCAGAUUUACGCCAUCGUCACAACUUUGACAUAGUUCUUCUCCACCGCCCUUUGACCAGGAAAGCUCUGCUGGCAACAGCACAUCAUUGUGUUGAAUUUGACCAAUUUCUAGCUGAUCUUCCCCCUAGGACACCUACCAAGUUUUUAGCAAAUCCAGUUCAGAUUAGUGAGCUGCUAGUUACGUCCCUUCCACAGAAUGAACAUUACAGUCGCAUAAGACGUCGCCUCAAUAUUCUCUCAGACAACUGUGGUGGUAAAGUUAUCAAUGUUGGCAAGAAGUCGGCCUUGAUCAAGUUUGCCAGCCAUGAGGAUGCUUGCAGGGCAAGGAAAAGGAUGAGUGGGGAGGAUGUUUAUGGAGAAAAGAUCAAGGUAGACUUUCCUAAGGGGCACAACAAGCCACCUGGUCUCCCCGUCAGUGGUCCUGUAAAUGAUGUCAAGACUGAACAUAUAGAGUGUGCCACUCCAAAGACCCCUGAAUUAGUGAGAAAACCCAGAGCCAUCCUUGCUAAAGCAGCGAGUCCCUACCAAGGUUACCAACAGAAAUCCACAUCCCCAUUAUCAUUUCGCAGCAGUCCUAGGCACUACAACAGCAGUCCCAGGCAGCGUGUAGGCAGCCCAGCUUCAAACCAGCAUAUUCAUUAUUAUAAUCGCACCAGCCCAAAUAUGUAUAAUCGCAUGUCCCAGGGUCAUAGGUCAUACCCUGAACAGAGAUGCUAUACUGAUGCCUUUAGCUACAGCACCAAGUCAACUGCAAGACCAUAUAAUACAGGAUAUGGGAGUGCUGCCUCUAACAAUACACUUAACACAGAUGCUGAAAUUGAAAAUUUGAAAGGUGUUGUGAAUAAAUUUACGAAAGAGAGUAAAUCAAGCAAAAAUCUUGUGUCGCUCCAGCAACAAAUCUAUCAGGAGGACCAGUAUAAGAAUGCAGAACUUGCAGCCAGUCACAACCCAGAUGCUUAUACUGUAGCCAAUCAGAAGCCAGAUCCUAAUGCCGUAACCAAUCAGAACCUAGAUGCUAUUGCUUUAGCCAAUCAGAACCAAGAUGCUCAUGAAUUGGCUAAUAUCAACAUGGGGGCAUCAGCAAUAUACCCUCCUAAACAUGUUAAAUUCAGCUAUGAGAAAACUGGCUGGAGUCCAGGCUAUAAGACACCUCAGUAUCAACCUAGUCCAUAUCAACACCCACAUGUCCAUAGGGGAGGAUUUCGGAAAAGUCCUGGAGCUACACGUCCUAGAUCUGCUACUGGAUACAGGUACUCUCCCCAGCCCCAAUAUCAGCCAAAUGGAUGCUAUAUGAACCCUGCUGGUGAGGUGGUGGAUUAUAAUGGCUAUCAGCGGAGCAAUAGCUGUGAGGCUUUAUUUCAACCUAUCAGAGCAAACUCUCCUAUGUCAUCCAGCAGAGCCUCAUCAGAGAGCCCUCAAGUUGUUCUGGAAGAAGGGAUGGUAGAUCUCAUGGUCUCUAACCUGGACUAUAACAUCAGUGCCAGGGAGUGGAAGAAAAUACUGUAUACUACAUUUCAACAGCAGGUUCAGGUGCUAAACAUAGUUAUCCAGCCACAGCCAGACAACACAAACAUUGCCGUAGUCCAAGUGCCAAGUCUCGAUGAGGCUAGGUUCACUAUCUCUCAGUUCCAUCGCAAGAAGAUUGGCUACAAGCGCAUCCAUGUCUCAUUGAUGACAACUGAUGUCACAACAUCUACUGCAAACAUAAGAAAUGAAGUUUAUGCAUUGUUAAGUGAUGUCCGAGACAAUACAUUGCCGCUUUUUAAGUUCAUUGAGUUAUUUGAAAAAAGGUACCAUCAGACAAUCAGUGUGUCUGAAUUGUACAAGAUGAGGGAUUUAGUGGAGAUAAAGGAUGAAUCUGGGGCUGGCAGGAUGGUGUGUCUUGCACUGGGAGUGCUUCUACCUAAUAGGAACUCAGGCUCCCCUGCAGAUAUGGAGGUUCAGGAAAUCAUGGAGUCCCCUGUGUGCAAGGUACACUGUAUUGAGGGUACAGAUAGCUACAUGGCUUCCAUGGAGUCAGCUAGUCUGCCCAAUGUAAUGCUGUCAUUGAAGGGAUUUGCACCCCAGGUCCACACCCUACUACUUAGCCAUGAUGGAAACAUGCCCCUCAUGAGUUUCCCAGUGUGCUAUGAGGCAGAAUUUGGCGUUUCCAUCCAGGAGAAGUCAAUGGGUGCCCCUCUAGAACACCUCAUAGCCUCUAUCCCUGGUAUACAGAUAUCUCUCUCAAAAUGUGGCAUAAAGAAAGUUCAAUGGGCAGAAAAUAAACCUCCUCAAACUAUUGAGUUUGGAAGGUUUUGUUCCACACCAUUGAUGACCCAGCAAUUGAUGCAACUGAGUCGAGAAGUCGUAGACCUACUGAAGAAUAGCCCUAACUGUCGCAUGCCAUUCAGCAAGUUCAUCCCCUCAUAUCAUCAUCAUUUUGGUCGACAGUGUCGUGUAGCAGAUUAUGGAUACACAAAACUACUGGAGCUUUUUGAGGCAAUACCCCAUGUUAUUCAGAUAAUGGGCAGUGGUAAUAGACGCAUAGUAACCCUCACAAACAAAGCUCAGGUGAAGAGGUUCACCUCUGAUAUUCUUCGCAUCCUAAAGUCUCAAGCUAGCAAGCAAAUCACAUUUUCAGAGCUACCCCUAAUAUACAAUAAGGUGAUAGGUAAGGAUUUUGACAUCACAGACUAUGGAAUGUGUUACCUGGAAGAUAUGCUAACACAACUUCCUGAUACAACUAUUAUGGUAUCUGGUUCAGGCCACAACCUUGAGAUUGCCCUUCCCAGACGUGACCAAACCCCUGAUGAGAUAGAGAGAACUCAGCAGUUUGGCCUAGAGGUGGUUGAUUUGUUGCGUCAUAGCCCGCAGUGUAGAAUGCAGUUCAACAAAUUCAUCCCUGCCUACCACCACCAUUUUGGCCGGCAGUGUAGAGUUUCUGAUUAUGGCUUUACCAAACUUUUGGAACUAUUUGAAGCUAUACCUGAAGUUUUGCAAAUGAUAGAUGAAGAUGAUGAUAAAAUGCUCUGCCUCACAGAAGAUGAACUCAUCAAAGUUUUGGUUGGUCAAGUUUCAAAACUUCUGCAGUCGUGUCCUAACAGGAGAAUCCCUGUAUGUGAAUUCAUGGCUGCCUUUAUGAAGUUCUUUGGCCACAGCAUCUGCUUGGCCGACUAUGGUGUCACUAACAUCAUCAGCCUUCUAGAGAAAAUUGAUAGUAUAACAAAUAUUGAAGAAGUUGAUGGAGUGACCAUGUUAGUUCUAAUAGAUCACAGCCACCUUCAGCGCCUUGCACAACAUGUCCUACAGUUAUUGUUUGAUCAACCUGGGGGUGCCAUGCGGGUUCCUGAGCUGUGUAUACGCUACCAGGAGGCUUGCGGUACCAUGUGUGAUAUACGAGAAAUAGACGCACAGCUCUGUAAUAUCGUAGAAGUGGUAGGUAGCUAUGAAACAGGAAGUGUCAAACUCUGCCCGAUUCAGAUGUUCGCUCGUGACGUGUGGACACUGCUACGGGCUCAAAAUGGCCGCCUGUUGCUUCAGCACUUCGAGGCAAUUUAUGCAGAUCACUAUGGAAGUAGCUUGAUACCUGCCACAUAUGGUUACCCCAGCCUCCUUGCCUUGUUACAGGCCAUACCACAUGUAGUUAGCAUCAGAGGCAAGGGGUAUAGGAGAACUGUUAUGCUGAACCAAGACUUCUUAGGUAAACUUGGAGAAGUGUUCUUGCUAGGAAAACUGAGUCAGUCUUCCAGUGAACGCAACUCUCCUGUUGAUACUAAGAAGCCUAGUUCCAAGUCCAGUUCCCCAGAUUCUGGCAUCACAGAACUGCAUGAGGAUGACAAGGAGCUUAUAAAGAUAAAUGAUACAACACGUGUCAGGUCUCCCCUAGAGCUCCUAUGUGCUGGUUCACUACCAUCUAAUAUACCCUCCCCUGAUCUGCAACCUACAGCUGUCCGCCCCGACCUUAUAAGGUUUGAGCCUCAACUUACAGAUGUUGAAAUAUUGAUGGCUGGUUUGACAGUAGAGGAGAAGUCUGGACAGAAGACACCUCUUGUGAAAACUCCUGUUUCUGAAAUGUUGGAUUUUGCUGCCAAGCUCCUCCCAGGACCAAACCAAGAAGUCUUGUCAACUGACAAUAAUGCUCCUACUAACAACAAGAAAGCCCCCUAUACAAGCACAACAUCGAAAUAUGAAAUUCAUGAUGAUCUUCAAAUGAUAAUGGCUAAAGCUGAGCCAACUAUUUCAUCAGGAUCAGGUUCAGAUGAAUCUUUCUCUAAGGGGUCUCCAAGAAAACGUCGUAUUGCAGCAAGGUUUAAUGUACCCAUUGAGCCCCCAAGGAACUCUUAAUGCUACCAUUUGUAGAUAGCAGUGUUAUAACAGUAGCAUAGUAUGCUAUUGUGUAAUACAACAGAUACAUAGCAUAUGUGCUAUACAUUGGACAGUUGCUAUGCGCUAGCAUCAGUUGAGUGUUAUGUUUUUUGUGCUAUGCAAAUACUUAGCAAGUGUAAUAUAUGAAUUAUUUUGUUAAUUUGUUUUGCACAUAAAAUAUUGUUUGAUUUAAAAAUCAAAGUCAGGUAUGGUUUGUAUAGCCCAUGUGAAUGGGCCAAUGUGUUGUUUGAUUACAAACUGACCAGUGUUUUAAACAGCAUUACUCUGCAUUUUUGCAAACCAAUUAAAAUGCAAGACUUCAAAUACAUCGUGCAAUUGUUUAUACAUGAUUCAUGUUUUUUAUAAUUUCAUUAUAAGAACUACAUGUAUAAACUAAAUGUUCUGCUUGAGUUAAUGCAUGGAUAUUGAAAUGUUAUUUUGCCAUAUUUUGUUUCAGAUUCUUAAAUAUAGUUAGGCCCCAACAGGUGAAAUUUCUGUUUAUCCAGAUUAUCUGGGAAAAACUAACCGUGACAAAGCCUUAAUUUUACUCAAUAGUGACAAAGACAUGUAGAUAUAUUGGAUCAUCCUCAAAGGGUAAAAAACUGCUAUAUAGACAUUUAAUUUGUGAGGGCCUUAUUUUAUAUUUUUACAGCAAUCUAUCUACUUAUACACCGCAGUAUAAAUGUAAUACCUC
Messenger RNA from Owenia fusiformis, 5593 nucleotides. NCBI's taxonomy places the organism in Eukaryota, Metazoa, Annelida, Polychaeta, Sabellida, Oweniidae. The record is from the annotation of a GenBank genome assembly.